Messenger RNA from Neltuma alba, 1413 nucleotides. RefSeq names its product GDSL esterase/lipase At2g03980-like. Gene Ontology annotation, molecular function: hydrolase activity, acting on ester bonds. The record is from RefSeq and is a predicted model, not a curated record. NCBI's taxonomy places the organism in Eukaryota, Viridiplantae, Streptophyta, Magnoliopsida, Fabales, Fabaceae. The transcript has 5 exons. The coding region runs from base 167 to 1246 and encodes 359 amino acids.
AUGAUUUCACUUUAAUUCUAGGUUUUGAUGAUUUUCUGCUUUAAAAACUCAAGCAAUUGUUCUAGUUCCGCCAUCAGUAAGGGUAGAAGCAAAACACCUCUUGGUCAGUCCUUCCCAAGCGGACUACGAUUGGCUUCUCUUCUGACACACUGGAGUUAUCUCAAAAAUGAUUACCAAUUAUCUAAUCAUCUCUUUUCUAUUAACUUUGCCUCUACCUCUCACAUCAGCAAUGAAUUCCAAGCACCUGAAACACAGCUCGAAAAACACCCCAGCUAUGUAUGUUUUCGGUGAUUCUCUCUUUGAAAAUGGGAAUGGUUGCUAUCUUGGGGUUCCCACAAAUGAAGCAUGUUUUCUUCCUUAUGGUAUAGAUUUUGGUGGCAAACCUACUGGCCGAUACACAAACGGCAAAACAGUGGUUGAUUACCUUGCUAUACUUCUUGGGCUACCGUUCCCCCGUGCCUACCUAGGCCUUUCAAAGCAUCAAAGAAGCAAAAUCGCUACGGGGAUUACUUAUGCAUCUGGUGGUUCUGGAAUUCUACAAGAAACCAACAACGAGACAAGUUUGACAUUACCCAUCCAACUAAAGCUCUUUAAGAGAACUGUUCAAAAUGACUUACCAAAGAUGUUCAAGGAGCAAGUAGUGUUGGAGAGGCAUCUAUCCGAAUCCUUGUUUGUUAUCAAUGCAGGGGUCAAUGACUACGGCCAGAUUAAAAACAAAAUCUUGCCUUCUCCUAGCUCAUUUGCUCUGUUCCUGUUAAAAGAAUUUUCCAGACACCUGCAGGAACUGUACAUAAUUGGAGCAAGAAAGUUUUUGGUGAACAAUAUUCCUCCAGCAGGGUGCUUUCCAUCAAUUGCUGCCCGCAUGACACCAAAAGGAAAUUGCAACGAAACAAUGAAUAGGAGGAUUAAUUCUUACAAUAAGAGGCUCCCCGGAGUGCUACGUCAGUUGCAGUCUCGGCUUCCUGGCCUUAUCUUUGUACAUUCAGAUAUUAAUAGGUUCCUCAUGGAGAUGAGGACCACUGCACACAAAUACGGGAUAUUGGAUACAUGGAAGCCUUGCUGCCCUAAUAGCAUUGAUGGUGAUCUCAGGUGCCAUCGCAACACUAUUCCUUGUGGAAACAGAAACACUCACCUUUACUUUGAUGAUCACCCAAGUCAGAUCACAAAUGACAUACAUGUAAGACGCUGCUUCAACGAGACAACAAUUUGCAGGCCCUUGAGUCUCAAUCAACUUGUGCAUGCCUAGCAGCCAGUGACACUGAUGCAAUAUUUUGAUCAGUUGAAUUCUGCUGAGAUAUUGAGAAUCUUGCAUAUUAAGAGUAACAUGCUAUGAGGUAUAAUGUACCUAAGUUAUAGGUGUCUUCGUAUGGUUAUACCACUGGAAUAAAUAAAGUCUGAGGGAUAAUUUAAUAA